Messenger RNA from Rhinichthys klamathensis goyatoka, 1629 nucleotides. RefSeq names its product gastrula zinc finger protein XlCGF57.1-like. Gene Ontology annotation, biological process: regulation of transcription by RNA polymerase II. Bases 346 to 1602 code for a protein of 418 amino acids. The record is from RefSeq and is a predicted model, not a curated record. The transcript is spliced from 2 exons. Gene Ontology annotation, molecular function: RNA polymerase II cis-regulatory region sequence-specific DNA binding; DNA-binding transcription activator activity, RNA polymerase II-specific. NCBI's taxonomy places the organism in Eukaryota, Metazoa, Chordata, Actinopteri, Cypriniformes, Leuciscidae. Gene Ontology annotation, cellular component: nucleus.
UAAAUGCUUAAAUAGGGAAAAUAUGAGUAAAAACGAUUAUCAAUUGAUCUCUUUUGAGGGAGGCGUGGCUUUGGAGAUCUUAUUCUUUCAAAGCUAGCUCGCUAUUGCUAGCCUCUCUGAAAAUCACCUCCCCACCUUUAAAGCUGGAUAAAACAGAGUGAUUGUUAGUGUGAUGAUCAUCUGCCAAAUGAGCAACAAAGACCGCAAUUCACUCCUUCAGUCAGUGAAGCUCCCACAGCCGUUCAUGAGAGUUUAAAUGCUGGGGAAUAUUCCCAUCUUCCCACAGGAGAAGAAGCAAGCAGGAGGAAUUACUCCAGGAGAAACUACGGACCUACUAUUGUAAAGAUGGAGAUUAAGGAAGAACCCUGCAGAAUAAAAGAUGAAGAUACAGAGGAACAAAUAGACCCGAUGGAAGUGAAUGAAAACAAACCUCAUCAUUUUACAUAUGAAUAUGGAGAAUUGACAUGUAAAAAUGAAGACAAGCAACAUCUGUUUCAAAAACCUCAUAUCAAAAAUGAAGAUGAAAAUGCAGUCGUUUCAAAGACUGAAGAGAAUUCCACUCAAAAACAAGCUGGAAAAUCUGGAUCUUUCAGCUGCUCUGAGUGUGGAAAAAGUUUCAUACUUAAAUCAAACUUUCAGAGACACAUGAGAAUUCACACUGGAGAAAAACCGUUCUCAUGCACUCAGUGUGGAAAGAGUUUCACACAGAAAUCAAAGCUUAAUCUCCACGUGAGGAUUCACACUGGAGACAGGCCUUAUGCAUGCUCUCAGUGUGUAAAGAGUUUCAUAUUUAAGUCACACCUUAACAGACACUUGAGAAUUCACACUGGAGAAAAACCAUUCACCUGCACUCAGUGUGGAAAGAGUUACAGACAUGAAGCACACCUUAAGACACACAUGAUGAUUCACACUGGAGAGAAGCCUUAUACAUGCACUCUGUGUGGAAGGAGUUUCAUUCGCAAAGAGGACUUAAUUGUGCACACGAGAGCUCACAAUGGAGAAAAACCAUUCACAUGCCCUCAGUGUGGAAAGAGUUACACGACUAAAUCAGAGCUUAACAGACACACGAGAAUUCACACUGGAGAAAAACAGUUCACAUGCACUCAGUGUGGAAAGAGUAGCGGACAAAAAUCAAACCUUAUAAGACACAUGAGAAUUCACACAGGAGAGAAGCCUUAUAAAUGCACUCAGUGUGGAAACCGUUUCACAUCCAAAAGCACUCUCAAAGAUCAUCUGCACUUUCACUCUGGAGGGAAGUUGUUCAGCUGUGAUCAGUGCGAUAAAACUUUUGUUGUGGAAUCAAGCUUUAGAAGACACCUUAAAACUCAUGCUGCUGUGAAGCCUCAUGUUUGUUCUUUUUGUGGAAAGCGUUUUACCCGACUGCAACAUUUGAAAGAACAUGAGAGUAUUCAUACUGGUGUGAGACCUUAUGUGUGCUCUGACUGUGAGAAGACCUUUAUUUCAUCAGGCGCAUUAAGAAAACACCAGACAAUUCAUACUAGAGAGAAACGGUUCAAGUCCUCAAACUGUAAAAAGAGUUUCACCCAAUUAUCUACUCUACAGACUCAUAUGAAAAAACGUUGCCAGAAGUUGUCUGAGUAAAUGUCAUGUUCAGAUCCAUCACUUACA